GGGUCCGAGCACUACGUGUCCAUCUUGAGCUUCGUCGACAAGGAUCAAUUGGAGCCGGGUUGCUCAGUCCUCCUGAACCAUAAGGUCCAUGCGGUGGUGGGGGUCCUGGGUGACGAUACCGAUCCCAUGGUGACGGUGAUGAAGUUGGACAAGGCGCCUCAGGAGACGUAUGCCGAUAUUGGAGGCCUGGAUCAACAGAUCCAGGAGAUCAAGGAGUCCGUCGAACUGCCCCUCACUCAUCCCGAGUACUACGAAGAGAUGGGGAUCAAACCGCCCAAAGGUGUCAUCCUCUACGGUCCACCGGGAACUGGCAAGACCUUGUUGGCCAAGGCGGUGGCCAAUCAGACUUCGGCCACUUUCUUACGUGUGGUAGGCUCGGAAUUGAUCCAAAAGUACUUGGGCGAUGGACCCAAAUUAGUCCGAGAACUGUUCCGAGUAGCCGAAGAGCACUCGCCAUCCAUCGUCUUCAUCGACGAGAUCGAUGCAGUGGGCACCAAACGGUAUGAUUCAAAUUCGGGCGGAGAGCGCGAGAUCCAACGGACCAUGUUAGAGUUGUUGAAUCAACUGGACGGAUUCGACUCCCGCGGAGAUGUGAAAGUGAUCAUGGCCACCAAUCGAAUCGAGAGCUUGGAUCCUGCCUUGAUUCGUCCGGGUCGGAUCGACAGAAAGAUCGAGUUCCCUUUGCCGGAUGAGAAGACCAAACGGCGAAUCUUCAACAUCCACACGACCAAGAUGACCUUGGCGGACGAUGUGAAAGUGGAGGAGUACAUCAUGGCCAAGGACGACUUGUCCGGAGCCGACAUUAAAGCCAUCUGCACAGAGGCCGGACUAAUGGCACUCAGAGAGCGGCGAAUGAAGGUGACGGAUGAGGAUUUCAAGAAAUCCAAGGAGAACGUACUCUACCGUAAGCAAGAAGGCACCCCCGAUGGAUUGUAUCUCUAAUACUUGUAGCCACCCAAUAUUUACCGCCUGUGCUGAUCUUAGCCCAAGAUCAGUGGAGGCGUCCAUUUUCAAUACCAUUAAUAAACAUGAUAAGAAAAUAA
Molecule: messenger RNA, 1043 nt
Organism: Tigriopus californicus
Lineage: Eukaryota; Metazoa; Arthropoda; Copepoda; Harpacticoida; Harpacticidae
Product: 26S proteasome regulatory subunit 4
Biological process (GO): proteasome-mediated ubiquitin-dependent protein catabolic process
Cellular component (GO): proteasome regulatory particle, base subcomplex
Molecular function (GO): ATP binding; ATP hydrolysis activity; proteasome-activating activity
Source: RefSeq, a predicted model, not a curated record